GCAUCCUUAAUUGUUCUGCUUUUCCAGUACAUUUUAGGAGAACCUGUUGCACACACUUUUUGUGUAAACCUACUGAAGAUGGCUGAUAGCAAGGUGGCUGUGGCCCAGUGGAGCCCUUCCUUUGUAAAAGACCUUCUCCCUGCGGCUGAAAAAACGGCUCAUCUGUACCAUCUCUCUUACCUGUGCCUGGCCAAAUUCCCCACCCUGGAGAAGAUCAUCAGGAGUCGGGCUGUGGAAACUCAGCUUCUCUUUGGGUCCUCUGAUGCAAUCUUAUUCAAAUGCAUUUUGACCAGUGACAACCUGGUUCAGUUGCUGUUUCCCAUGUUGAUAGCAGCUGUAGACAAAAAUAAGCCACUUUUGGCGGUCAAACACCUGGCAAAGGCACAAACCUGGAUCAAAGACAUCAUCACAGAUGUGGACAGGAUUGUAGAAAAGUAUGAUUUACAUAACAAAGAUAUAUCAUCGGCCACCAGUGAUGUUGUCGCUGAAAAAUCAAACACAGACAAGAACAUUGCAGAAAAAGCUCAAGAGAAGACGGCGACUGAAGCCGCUCUGGAAGACCAGAAGACGGAGCUCCAAAAAGUCAGUGAAGAAAUCGAUCAACUUGAGAAAAAAAUAAACGAGAAAAGUCAAGAGAUUCAAGACUUUGCCAAAUCCAUAAGCCAAACCAGCACAGGCCUUGGCAUCUUUGCUGCAAUUGUGCCAUUUGUUGGGCCACUCGUCAAAAGCAUAUAUGAUGCUGUAAAAGAGCCUACAAAUAUCGCAAAACUGAAAGGUCUUGAAGCUGAGCUGAAUAAUCUGAUUGCUGAUAAAACUGCUGCCAAACAAAAGCAGUGGCAGCUCCAGCUUCUGAUCAUUGACUGGCAGAUGAAGGCUGCCAGAGCCAAUUUUGACCGAUGUGAGUCCUUUAAGCUUACUAUCUUUCAUGUCUAAAGUAAACCUGUAUGACAAGCCGUGUGCCAAAUUCUGAAGAUGAGGAGGGACUUGUUCAAAUAUGUUUGUAUUUCCCCCUCUGCAGCUUCCAUACCCGACCCCAUCCAUCUAAAAGAUGUGCAGAGUGGCUUGACAAAAAUUCAAUCAAUUAUGAUUCAGCUGAAAAACUUCUGGGAGAGAGUUGCUGAACUGCUUAAGUCCCUGGAACAAAAUACCUUUGCUGGAGAAAACUAUGUCGAUGACCUUGUCGAUUUUAAAGAUUAUUUUAUUAAAUUGAUCGAAAUAGCAACAGCGGUAAAGAUUGUUAAAAACAAAUCUGUAAGAUAUUCUGAAAUGUUUCCUACUCUUAUUUAAUCGCUUAAUAAUGUAUUUUGCAAUUGUUUUAAUGUCACAGGCUUGGAGCUGUUUUGGUGCAGGCUGUCAGGAAGCUUCUGGAAUCUUUAAGCUCCAAACCAAAGAUGCCUACGCGUUCCUGGAGGACAGUCCGUCCUCUUACUCCAAGGAGGUAUGGGACCAAAAAUACAAUGAAGUCAAGGCAAUACUGAUGAAAAUAGACCCACCACCAAGCCUGGAAUCCUCAGAUAAACCUGCUAUUUGUCAGGGACCCUAACAUGCACAAGUUCAUUCAUUCACUUCUUUUCAGUUUCUUGAUGCUUGUAUCCUGGAGUGAUUACAUAAAUUGUUCUUAACUGCUGCAAAGUUCUGUACGCCCCGCCCCUCUGCUUGAUGCUUCAACACUCUGCAUAUAUCAUCUCCUCUGUGUGUGCUCUUUAGAAGCUUUCACAGCAAGGUUGCUGUUAAAUGCAUAAAGAAAUGAAUGUAAAAACAUCGAGUGAAUAAAUUCUGGAAACAUU
This is a messenger RNA of Danio rerio (zebrafish), 1787 nucleotides long. Lineage: Eukaryota; Metazoa; Chordata; Actinopteri; Cypriniformes; Danionidae. The record is from RefSeq and is a predicted model, not a curated record.